Eremothecium cymbalariae DBVPG#7215 is the source of this 1653-nucleotide messenger RNA. It is a transcript of the gene STE7, whose product is annotated as mitogen-activated protein kinase kinase STE7. The coding region runs from base 1 to 1653 and encodes 550 amino acids. The transcript has a single exon. Gene Ontology annotation, molecular function: MAP kinase kinase activity; ATP binding. The record is from RefSeq and is a predicted model, not a curated record. Gene Ontology annotation, biological process: protein phosphorylation; MAPK cascade. NCBI's taxonomy places the organism in Eukaryota, Fungi, Ascomycota, Saccharomycetes, Saccharomycetales, Saccharomycetaceae.
AUGAGUCAACACUUCUUCCAACCUAGGAGUUUAAAGCGAAAGAAUUUCAAGAAGUUAACACUGGAGUCCAGCAGUCAUGAAUCUAGGGAUGAAGGAACUGAUGUUUUUGAGGGUGAGCCUGCGAGACAAGAAAGACAGGAGCCAGUGCCUAUAGGCAGACAUGAGAGGGAUGAUGGGAUGAUUCGUGGGAUGGUUCUUUCUCCCCAAGGUCUCACAACUCCUUCAAGUAAGGAUAAGAGCAGAAGUGGGCAUCCCAAUAGUCGGCAGACCUCAAUUGGACGUUCUUCGUCGCUGUCGUCGUCUGCAGACGAAGGCGGUGGAAAUACGCAUAAGGCGAGUAGGACAUUGUCUUCGCAGUCCUCCUCGUCCUCAAAUGAUAAUGGGCGAUCGAAUGGGAAGCUUACGUUGCAUAUGAAGCGUCUUAAGAAGCCGUUGAAUUUGAAGAUUGAACCACAAGGAGUGAAGUCGAGGGUGGUUAUUGCACAGCCGAGUCCUACUAAUUCGGAAAAUUCGUCGAAUAGCAUUAGUCCUAUUACACCUGAGAACGUUAUGAAUAACACACGUGGACAUCAUAGUUUAUCAAAGAAGUUUUCAAGGUUAUCUAUCUUUCACGAUGAUAACAACGAUAUACAACUUGAAGAUCUGGUUCAGUUGGGCAAGAUUGGUGCUGGAAAUUCGGGUACAGUUGUAAAGACGUUACAUGUACCGGAUUCACGAAUCAUUGCUAAAAAGUCAAUUCCUGUAGAGAACAGCGAGUUGGUCAGGAACCAGUUGAUGAGAGAACUUACUAUUAUGAAGAAUGUGAAGGAUCACAUAAAUAUUGUUGGAUUUUUUGGCGCAUAUUACACUACAAUAACAAACCAUGAGAUUAUUAUUCUUAUGGAGUACAUGGACUGUGGAUCUCUUGACAAGAUCUCCGGUACUUAUAGGCGUUCUUGCACUAGAAAUGAUGAGCCAAUUAAUUCUUCAACUUCGUGGUUCACUGAGCUUUCCUUGUCAAAAAUUUCAUAUGCAGUAUUAAAUGGACUAUCUUAUUUAUAUCAUGAGUAUAAGAUCAUUCAUCGAGAUAUUAAACCCUCUAACAUACUGAUCAACUCCAAAGGUUAUGUCAAAAUAUGUGACUUUGGAGUUUCCAAGAAAAUGAUUGACUCUAUUGCCGACACCUUUGUUGGCACAUCUACUUACAUGUCUCCAGAGCGCAUUCAGGGCAGUUGCUACUCGACUAAGGGUGACGUGUGGUCCCUUGGUCUCAUGAUAAUAGAGUUGGUGACUGGCGAAUUCCCUCUAGGAGGUCAUAAUGACACACCCGAAGGCAUUCUAGAUCUAUUGCAAAGGAUAGUUAACGAGGGUCCACCACGUCUCCCCUAUAAGGGUGACUUUUCUUCGGAACUAGUCGAUUUUGUCAAUAGCUGCUGUGUUAAAGAUGAACGUAAACGGUCAUCUCUGCAGGAACUCAUGUCCCACACUUAUAUAACCAAGUACAACAACAACGACGAUUAUCAAAGGACAUUUAGACACUGGUGUAAAAAGAUCAAAAAAAGGGUUAAAGAAGACAAGAUGAUUCAGCGUGAAAAGAUUGAAAGGGCAAAGUUGGUAAAUAGACAAUUAGAGAGGUCUGCACAAGCUGCUACUGCAGCCAGAGGUGGGAGGUAA